Molecule: messenger RNA, 847 nt
Organism: Drosophila yakuba
Lineage: Eukaryota; Metazoa; Arthropoda; Insecta; Diptera; Drosophilidae
Gene: Dlc90F
Product: dynein light chain Tctex-type
Exons: 1
Coding region: 189-524 (111 amino acids)
Biological process (GO): microtubule-based movement
Cellular component (GO): cytoplasmic dynein complex; cytoplasm
Molecular function (GO): dynein intermediate chain binding
Source: RefSeq, a predicted model, not a curated record
AUAAAACCAAAGUAGGCUUUGCACAUCCCUUCGAAAAAAAGACUCCCGACAUAUUUUAUUUCGAUUGCUCAAACGCCGCCGACGAGCAGAAAAACGCGCGCACAUCUACAAGGACAACAAUAGGAACUACAGUAUAGUACAUUUACUUUUUGACCAGUUGUAAGUUUGACCAAAUCAAAGCUGCGAAAAUGGAUGACUCACGCGAAGAAAGCCAGUUCAUUGUGGACGACGUGAGCAAGACGAUUAAGGAGGCCAUCGAGACGACCAUCGGUGGGAACGCCUACCAGCACGACAAGGUGAACAACUGGACCGGCCAGGUGGUGGAGAACUGUCUGACGGUCCUCACCAAGGAGCAGAAGCCCUAUAAGUACAUUGUGACCGCCAUGAUCAUGCAGAAGAACGGCGCAGGACUGCACACCGCCAGCUCCUGCUACUGGAACAACGACACCGACGGAUCCUGCACGGUGCGCUGGGAGAACAAGACCAUGUAUUGCAUUGUUUCGGUCUUCGGACUGGCCGUCUAGAGUGGAGGAAUUGCAGGACUGGUGGCAGGACUGGAAGGGUUCGCGAGGAGGACGACCCGGGUCUGGACGUCGAUAAUAGCAACUAACUUAUAAGGGGGAGGGAUUAACAAGAUUGCCGUCGUACACACACACACUCACACUAAACUACACAAUAGGCACACACUUUGAUUGGCCAUCCUGCAGCAAGGACAAAAUUAGUUAUGAAGCACUUGAAAACAAUGUUGCUUUAAUUACCAAGCAACUAUUCGUUGCCAGUGUGCGCGCCUGAUGUUAUUCUCGAUUUUCAAUCUAAAAACGUAAAUAAAAAAUGUAUAAACAUGUAA